CGCUGAAUGUCCAAUCAGAGGAGCUGAAAGCAGACCGUGGUUACAGGGGAAUAAUGUGACGAAAUAUAGGAAAACUUAAAUAGACAUUUUUGUUAUUAUUAUUUUAUUAUAUGUGCUUAUUUAAAUUGCAGUUAAACACCAUAGUUGAACGACCAUUAAGCGUAUGCUGUUUUUUGGGGGGGAGGGAUUAAACCAGAGAGGUUUCAGUGAAGCCAAUUAUUUUUAGGUUCACUCACCGCUACCACCCCCGCGCUGACUUGGGAGCGGCGAAGACGAACACACGCUGUCCUCCAGCCGACAGCUUAUUUUACACACUGCAGGCCCACCAUGCAGCGACCUCAGAGCUACUGCGUCGGAGGACAACACAGCUCUGGGCAGCUUGCAGGCAAGCCCGCAGGCACCCAGCCACACUACAGGGGUCGCUGGUGCGCGGUUGAGCAAUACAAGGAACUUAGAUUGAUGUAUAUGACACAGUAAGCGGCCACACCAUGAGUGGGGAGCCUGAUGCAUUGGCUAUUGUGAAUCAGCUGCGGGACCUGGCAGCUGAUCCCCUCAACAGGCAAGCCAUUGUCCAGGAUCAAGGAUGCUUACCAGGCCUUAUUUUGUUUUUGGACCACCCUAACCCUCAAGUUGUCUACUCUGCACUUCUGGCUGUGCGCUAUUUAGCAGAAUGUCGUGCCAACAGAGAGAGGAUGAGAGGCGAGCUUGGGAUGAUGCAGAGCCUAGAGAAUGUGAUGAAAAAAACAACGACACCUGGAGAAACAAAGUUGUUGGCCUCAGAAAUCUAUGAAAUCCUUAAGUCUGCCUGCAACACAGAGGCAGACCAGGCCGAACAGGCCAGCUACAGACGCAAGACUCAGUUCUUUCUUGGAGCCACGAACAAGCGUGCCAAAACUGUGGUUUUACAUAUAGAUGGUCUUGAUGAUGCUGCCCGUAGAAGUCUUUGCGAAGAUGCAUUGCUGAAGAUUAAGGGAGUCAUUAGCUUCACAUUUCAGAUGACAGUGAAGAGAUGCAUUGUUAGGAUCAGGUCAGAUUUAAAAGCUGAGGCACUGGGCACUGCAAUUGCUUCAACCAAAAUAAUGAAAGCACAGCAAAUAGUGAAAGGCGAAGAUGGAGAUGAGGUCAUGAUCUCUUUCGAAGAUGCCUCUGUCGAGGUUGAGCAGAACACAGACCUGCCUGAUUAUUUGCCAGAGGAGGAAAGCCCCUCGAAGGAGCUGGACAAAGCCGUUUCCCGCGUGGGGGUCAAGCAGGAUGCAAGCGGCUGGCUCAACACAGCAGCAAACUUUUUAACCAGGUCCUUCUACUGGUGACAGAAGGGUUAGACUGGGAGCAACUAUAUAUUAUUUGGAAGUUGUUGGGUUUCCUUUGGAACGAUGGACUGCCAAGUGCAAUUUGCAAUAAUAUAUCGCAGUGUAAAAAGGCUGUGCGCACAGACACAUACAUACAGACACACACAGACACACACACACACACACACACACACACACACAUAUAUAUAUAUAUAU
This is a messenger RNA of Acipenser ruthenus (sterlet), 1505 nucleotides long. Its product is annotated as armadillo repeat-containing protein 1-like. Bases 489 to 1310 code for a protein of 273 amino acids. Gene Ontology annotation, molecular function: protein binding; metal ion binding. NCBI's taxonomy places the organism in Eukaryota, Metazoa, Chordata, Actinopteri, Acipenseriformes, Acipenseridae. The transcript is spliced from 8 exons. The record is from RefSeq and is a predicted model, not a curated record.